Molecule: messenger RNA, 1059 nt
Organism: Pediculus humanus corporis (human body louse)
Lineage: Eukaryota; Metazoa; Arthropoda; Insecta; Psocodea; Pediculidae
Product: Gustatory receptor PhGr2
Exons: 5
Coding region: 1-1059 (352 amino acids)
Biological process (GO): sensory perception of taste
Cellular component (GO): neuronal cell body; dendrite; membrane
Source: RefSeq, a predicted model, not a curated record
AUGGCUGAAAAUAUUUAUCACACUGUUAAACUUUUCUUGUAUUAUUCACAAAUAUUCGGUUUAAAUCCGGUUGUUUUAAGAAAAAAAAAUUCUGAAAAUUAUUUUCAAAUAUUUUGGAUCGGUAUUUUUUAUAGUCUUUCGCUGGCUGCUUUUUUGUGUUUUUCUUUUCAAUUUUCCAUCGGUAACAUCAACAUGUUUGCUGAUAAUGACUCUGAUAUUAUAAAAGUCUCAGAAAGAAGUUUGUCCAUUUAUGAAUUCAUAUCAUUUUUUGUUUCCUGGUGUCUUUUCGAUAUCGUCAGUUGGACAUUCAUACUUGUUGUAUUUAGUUUUUUGUAUCUUGUUUAUAAGAAAUUUUUUCAAAUAAAUCAAAAACUGGUUAAAGUAUUAUCAGACUAUGAUAAAACGGAUCCGGAACAUUUAGAUUUUACUGAAAAAAUAUUUUUUGUAACGCAUAGAAUAAUUGAAGGAGAAAGAGUACCAACUCCUCAUCCAACAAAUAAUGCAGAUAUGAGAAAAUACGUUAUAAAAAAAGUUAAACAAAUUCGUCAUUUACAUAUUCUUCUCGUUAAAAUAUCACAGGAUUUAAAUAGAAUUUUUUCAACGAGAAUCCUUACCAUCGUUUCAUUGAAUGUUAUACUUUUGUGUUUUAGUAGUUUUCUUCUUAUUCUUAUGCUUGUCUUAGGAAGAAGAGAUAGCGUUUUGGGAACUGCUGUUAUAUGGGUUAGUGUAAGAUUUUUUCCUACUUGUGUACUAAUUGCGCCAUUUUGUUUGGUUUCAAAUGAGGCUGACAGAACUUCAGCUCUUGUCCAUUUAUACAUGAGUAAAGUUGAAGAUGUUGAUUUACUUGAACAGCUUAAAAUUUUCUCCAUGCAAUUAAACAAUCGUAAAUUAACAUUUACCACACAUGGAUUUUUUGAUUUGGAUGGCAAAACAAUACUUUCGGUAAUAGGUGCCUCAUUUGCUUAUCUCGUUGUACUUCUUCAGUUUCAUAUGACGAUGAAUACUCUUAAACAGAGUAAAGAUAAUACUACUUCAAAUUAUAAAGAUACAAUGGCUUAA